GAACCACGAACCAUCGUUUUCUGCACGUGACACAUUUUUGUCGCCAUACAAAUGCCAAUUCGAUCAUUAUCGUCCUUGCGGAACACCCGUUUGCGUUUAUACGCCCCCAGCCGAAUCCUGUUGAUGACAUGUGUUCAACAACGACGACCUUCAGUGUAUACAUACUUCCAAUUCAGUACAUUGAAACCUAUUCUCAAGGAGCAGCGGUCCACGCCCCCACCAUCCCCCAGUGACAUUCCUGGAGCUUCUAAAACGCAAGGAGAGGGGAUGACGCUUCAACUGCCAAAAGAUUCAAGAGACUACCGCGAGAUCGAGCCUAGCCUUUCCAAUCCCUACUUACGUUCUAACGCACCAUGGGGAUUUAUUGUAGUGCGCGCCGUCUAUGGCCCGUCCAGCGAUGCACCAUGGAGCCGGAUGAUCGAAACACUGCGUUCACGUGUCGCAAGUGCGCUAAAGACUGAUGAUCAAAAUGAUCUCCUUCCGCGGUUUGAAAUGACGAUCCUUGAGGAUGAAGCAACCCUCGCUGGCGCCGAUUCAUACGCAGUACGCCGCGCUUUCCGUGCAUGGGUUGCUAAAGAUCUACCUGCACGGCUCUGUGACAACUAUCUCGAGAAGUAUGGUGGAGCAGAACAGAUUCGGGCCAAAUUGCUAAGCAAUGACACUCACUUGAUUGAUCACCCCAUUGAUGAUGUGCCUCCUCGUUGGAAGUAUUGUACAUUCGUGGAUGAGGCUUGCUUGCGCUCGUUGAUUUCCUGGAACGGUCCAGCGUUAAAGAUCUUGACCAGCGAUUGGGUACAGGAAAGCCCAGGCGCUCCCACGGAAGAGUUCACCGUAGACUGGGAUGGUGGCGAGACUGAUGAUAGUCUAGAGGAUGUUGGUUGGAUGUUUUUAGACAUGUACGACUAUGUCUUCAUGUACGAUGUCUUGGCUACACCGAAUUUAUGGCAAGUUUACUACGAUAGACCCUACAAGAGCUACGUAGAUCAUUGAUGUCGAGAUUGCAAAGUGUGUAUCGUCUACAACUAGUUAGCAAAGCCGGUAUGGACUCGACAUUUUGAAUCAAUAGACAGGAACCGCAACAACUGAACGUAAUUUUCAACAGGGCACCUGGAAGCAUCUGAUUAAUAAAAUGCUUAGGCCUCUAUUAUCCUAGCAUUACAUAUGCACGCCGAUGCGCUUAGAUCAGUUGACUGGGAGUUUCGUAUCGCGUUUAGCUCCUUCUCCUGUAUGCACGAUCCUCCUUUUACCAUGUU
Aaosphaeria arxii CBS 175.79 is the source of this 1253-nucleotide messenger RNA. RefSeq lists its product as uncharacterized. NCBI's taxonomy places the organism in Eukaryota, Fungi, Ascomycota, Dothideomycetes, Pleosporales. The transcript has a single exon. The record is from RefSeq and is a predicted model, not a curated record. The coding region runs from base 52 to 990 and encodes 312 amino acids.